This is a messenger RNA of Cyclospora cayetanensis, 540 nucleotides long. RefSeq lists its product as uncharacterized. The record is from RefSeq and is a predicted model, not a curated record. Bases 1 to 540 code for a protein of 179 amino acids. Lineage: Eukaryota; Apicomplexa; Conoidasida; Eucoccidiorida; Eimeriidae. The transcript is spliced from 3 exons.
AUGGCAUCGUCUUCACCGCCGACUCCGGCGAAGACACUACGGUCCGGCAGCAGUGGAAGAAAUGCAUUUUCGGGCAGGGGAGUCAUUGUUUUAGGUAUCAGCGUGGUCGUGGUACAGCUCGCUCUGCUCUGCGGCCUUUACAUCCAAAACUUGCAACUCUCUGGCGAUGUAGCGCAGUUCAAAUCACAGGCCGAGACAUACCAAGGUAAACAGAGCAUUUCUUGCACUGUUUGUGAUGAUCACCUUCUGCUGGUUCUUAAUGGUAUGCUUCCAAGAUGCUGUGCUGUUUCGACUUGUGGCUACGUCACUGCAGCUCUGCUGGCCCAAAAUUCUGACUGCAUAUGCCCCGCGUGUCCAUCUGCUGAAGAAGCUGUUCGUUCUUCUCUUGUAUCUCUCCACCAGAAAUUUGAAGAGUCUAGUGAAAAGCUCAGCAAAGGAGUAGAAACUGUUAACAAGAAAAUAUCCAUGUAUGCGAAAAAGUUCGAAUCCUUAGUCGGCAAAGUGCAGAACUUGAUGCCCUUGGCUGGAUUUAAUAUCUAG